AUCUACGCCGGCGGCGCAUUCGUCGCGCUCGUGGUCGUCGGCGGCAUCGUGGCUUGCGCCAUGGCGCUCAGGACAACCACGUCGCAUUUGGACAUACUUGGCACGGGCCUCCCGCUCGCGAAAGAGGACGAAGAUGCAGCUGCUCCGCCCGUGGUCCUGCCGAGUGGGGUCCACGACGGGCAGCGGCGGAGGCGCGUCGCACGACCACGACCAACCUUCGAACCUCGGCGUAGACGACGCGGCAGAGUCCGACGAGCGGAGACAUACCAGGCCGCCGAAAGUCCACAAGACACAGGCAAGGCGAGGCAGCAAAAAGCAACCGGCUCAUACCAAGAAGCAGCCGAAGGCGACGCCACCACCGCGGCCACUCGUGACGGCCGAAGAAGAGACGGCGCAGUCCCUGGCCAGCGAAGAGGGCGAGGAGGCCCCCACGACGGUCGAAGCGACCACCCGUCGCCGGACUACGAAGAAAGGCAGCGGAGUCAAGGGAAAACGGCGACAAAACGAAGUCGCCACGAAACGGCACCCGACCCCUCCGCCGGAAACUCGUGCGCGGAACGGACUCCCACGCCGCGACGAAAAAGGAGACGAACCAGUCGAAGAGGAACAACCCAAAGAGGAACCCGCGCACGAUGAACCUGCGGCUGAACAGCCUUCAGCGGAGCAGCCCGCAGUGGAACAGCCUUCAGCGGAACAACCUUCAGCGGAAGAACCUUCGGCGGAAGAACCUUCAGCUGAACAUCCAGAGGGCGAGCAACCCUCCGAGGAAGAGAAGAAAGCCGAGGAACAGCACCCUGUCGUAGCACCGACUCGACGUCCUGGUGCCAAGUCCCGUACGAAGUCACGCAAGAACGUCAAGGCGGAGAAAAAGGCGCAACCGACGUCACCACGGACGACGGCGGCAAAGACGACGACCCAGGAACCUACUGUCGGAGUCAAGCGGCUUCCGGAAAUGUCACACCCCCUGCUGUGCACGGUGUCAUCGCUGGCCGUGGAGGAGCUGCGAUACCCGCACCAGUACUGCACGCACAUAAUCUACACGCACGCCGAGUUCGACUUCGCCAAGAAGAGCUUCGUCGCCCCCAUGGCCUCGCUGAGCUUCACGUCGUUCCUGAAGAGCAAGUCCAAGUGGGCCAACAACACCGAGGGACCCCGCUACUUGGUCUCCCUGUCGCCGGCGUUCGUGGCUCAGCACGGCCCACAGAUGUCGGCGGGUCACAAGUCGGCGCGCGACAUGGCCGCCUGGCUGGAGGCCAGGGAUCUCGCGGGUCUCGCGCUCGUCGAGCAAAUCCUGGCCCCUCACAACGCGGACUUCUACGUCAAGUUCAGCUCGGCAUUCAAAGAAGUCCAACAAGGUAGUCUCGAGUUUGUUCUCGGGUUUUCCUCGGCGUACUUGAACGAGCUGCAGCCGACACUCAAGAUUCUCUCAUCGCAAGUCCAAUACAUGAUCCUGGAGACGCACGUCAAGCAGUUCCCCGAUAACUGCGUCGCCCUCUUCCCUACAGCCUUCAACGCGUCCCGCAACCCCAAGGUCCUCCAGUUAAAGAACAACCUGUUCCCGAGGUCGGCGUUGCAGCACGUGGAGACGCUAACCGCGGCGGGUCCGGGUCCCCGCGCCAAGACGUGCAUUUCGGUGCUCAUGGGCGUGCUCAUGUACAUCGUACCUAAGGGUCUCAUCCACGCACCGUCCCAGGACUGCAUUGACUUCUCCUGGUGCACCUACUCCGACGUGUGCCAGUCCAAGUCCAAGUUCAAGUACUACGAGUGGGCGGAAGCCGUGACUCAGUCCGACCAGUCCCGGAUGUACAUGUUCGACGACGAGACCACGAUCGUCAACAAGGUAAUGAAGACGAAACACGAGAGUCCCAAGACGUGCGUGUCCCUGUACCGAACGGACCUGGACGACUUUUCCGGCACGUGCAACAACGGCUCGCCGUUCCUCCGAGUGGCCGCCGUGCGCAGGGCGAUCCUGUCCUGAUGCGUCGGCCGGGCUGCCGGACGUUUUCAGCCAGCAGUCCGCGCACACGGCGAGCGAGAGAGGAGGAGAGAAACACACACACACACGCUGGCUUACCGUCGUUCAGUGUUGUCUUCGAAGAAGAUCUCGGACGACGACGUGCUCAAGAGGCGCCGCAAAAGACGGCCAACCACCGCCUUCUCAACCCUCAUUCAUCUGCACGAACGUCAACUCAUGUUUCAAAAAACUUCAUGUCCCUUGAAGAGAAGGCGCGUGCCGGUCGGUUACGCCAUUGGUUCAGUGCAAUGCGUAUUUACGAAAGAAAACA
Dermacentor silvarum is the source of this 2285-nucleotide messenger RNA. RefSeq lists its product as uncharacterized. The transcript has 15 exons. The coding region runs from base 134 to 1978 and encodes 614 amino acids. Lineage: Eukaryota; Metazoa; Arthropoda; Arachnida; Ixodida; Ixodidae. The record is from RefSeq and is a predicted model, not a curated record.